UUAAACGUUUCUAUUCUCAUUUAAUAAAUGAAAACAUUUUCAAAUUUCAGAAACUACUCCAAAAACAUUUUUAAUUACUUUAACUACUUUGCUUCCGCUUAAACUUCAAAAAUGCCACAGCUGUUUUUUAAGGAAUGAAUUCUAUUGUUAAGAACUCAACAUAAAUUGCAUAAAAAUGAAUCAAGUUCUCCGUUGGAAAAGUGGCUUUCGGUUUUACUCAAUUAAAUAUGCCGGAAAAGAAUCUAUUAAAUACACAAGUACAAUUAAUUUACCAAGAACUAAAUUCCCUACGCGUCUAGCACAAAAAGCCCGUAUAGAAAUUGAACGAAAUUUAAUUGAGUCAAAAAUUGCGUCAUGCUACCAAUAUCAAGAAGAACGACAUCAAGGUGCCGCAUUUAUAUUACAUGAUGGACCCCCCUAUGCUAAUGGAGAUUUGCAUAUGGGCCAUGCUGUUAAUAAGAUAUUAAAGGACAUUACCAUAAGGAGUCAUGUGAUAAGAGGUCAUAAAGUUCACUACAUACCCGGUUGGGAUUGUCACGGUUUACCUAUUGAAUUAAAAGCUAUGGCUGCAGCUAAUGCCGGCACAAAAUCUAUGAAAGAUCCGGUUAUUAUACGAAAAAAAUCUCGUCAGUUUGCUUUAGAUGCCAUUGAGAGGCAGAAAAACCAAUUUCGCUCUUGGGGAGUUCUAGCCAAUUGGAAUAACAAAAGCAAAGUGUAUUUAACCUUUAAUUCAAACUUUAUUGUAAAGCAGUUGAAUUUGUUUUUGGAUUUGUAUGAGAAGGGGCUGGUUUACCGUGACUUAAAACCAGUAUAUUGGUCUCCAUCUUCAAAGACAGCAUUGGCUGAGGCUGAACUCGAAUAUGAUGCAAAUUUUGUUAGUCCUUCAUUGUAUGUAAGGUUUCGUUUGACAAAUUUUCCAAAUGCCAUCGCCAAAGAAUCGUUUAAAAAUAUAUUUGCGCUAAUUUGGACAACCACCCCGUGGACAUUGCCCAGUAAUCAAGCAAUUUGCUACAAUUCCAAUCUAAUGUAUGCUUUGGUGAAACUGGAGUCGGAUAAUAACCAAAUCCAUGAGAAGGACGAAAAUCGUUACUUAAUCGCGCAAAGUUUAUUAGAGGAUUUUCAAAAGACUACUAAUAAAAUUUGCGUAGUUGAACAAUUAAUUCAAGGGCACGAGCUGAAAAACUGCACUUACCAGCAUCCAGUUUUUCUGGAGCAACAAUCCUUACCAUUUUUUGAUGCUGCACAUGUCCAAGAAUUCAAAGGCACUGGCUUAGUUCAUACUGCGCCCGCACAUGGUCUGGAUGAUUUUAUUAUAUGUACGAAGAACAGUAUAUCUAUCAGAUCAAUAAUAAAUGAAGAAGGAAUUUACGACGACGGAGCACCUAGUUACUUAAAAGGUAAAACAGUCCUGGACGAUGGCAAUGAGUUGGUGAUGAAAAAUUUGAAAAAAGAUAUUGUAUUUGCAAGCACUUUAACGCACAGUUAUCCAAUCGACUGGCGCACAAAAAAGCCGGUCAUUAUUAGAGCCAGUCAACAAUGGUUUAUAAAUACUGCUGCUCUUAAAGACAGAGCUGUCGAAGAGAUUGACAAAAUUGUGGUAUAUCCGCGAGUAAAUGCGGAAGCAAGUAAAAAGUCACUGAAAGCACAAGUCAUGAAACGACCGUAUUGGUGUAUAUCACGGCAAAGGGCUUGGGGUGUUCCUAUACCAGUUCUUUAUGAAAAAACUUCCGGUAAAGUGUUGUUAAAUAAAAAACUACUACAACAUAUUUGCGAUUUAACAAUCAAAGAGGAUAACAUUGAUUUUUGGUGGUCGCAGUCGAUGGAAAAACUCUUGCCACCGUUCCUUCUGAAUGAAUUCAAUGUAAAAGCUUCUGAUGUAACGAAAGGAGCCGACAUUUUCGACAUAUGGUUUGAUUCGGGCAGUACGUGGUCUCAGGUUCUCGAAAAUCAACAAGCAGCUGAUUUAUAUUUGGAAGGUUGUGAUCAGUUUACCGGCUGGUUUCAGUCUUCUUUAUUGCUUAGCAUAGCCGCUAGAAACUGCACCCCUUAUAAGGCUCUAUUUAUUCAUGGAUUUGCUGUAGAUGAAAAUGGUCACAAAAUGUCUAAAUCUUUGGGAAAUAUUAUAUCUCCAAAAGACAUAUCAGCCAAAUACGGAGUAGAUUCCUUACGAUGGUGGGUAGCUGCACAUGGAACUCAACAUAUGGCAAUUAAUGUAAGCCAUCAAUUGGUACAACAGUCUGCCGAAAGUUUAGGCAAAAUUAGGGCAAUUUUGCGUUAUCUUAAUGGAUCCAUUGAGGAUAAAUCACUCAAAUCAUCAAAUAUGUUGACAACAACAGCGGAAUCAUAUCUGAACCGUUUUCUGUUAAGCCAACUUUAUAAUUUUGAAAAAGAGGUGUUCUCCUUGUAUGAUUGCUGUGAAUACAAUCGCGUAAUAGCCUGUAUCCAGAAUUUUGUGACCAAUCAAAUUUCCGCGAACUAUAUUCACUUAAUCAAGGAUCGGUUUUAUUGCGGUACAACGAAAGAAAUUGAAAACAUACGCUUUACCUUAAAACAGUGCUACACUCUUUUAUGUAAAGCUCUGUGGCCAAUUGCCCCACUAUUGGUUGAGGAAAGCUGGAGUUAUUUUGAUGAUUCGAAAAGUUUCUACGAAGACAAGUUUCAAGCGGAACCUACUUGGAAGGAUGAAUCUGUUGAAGAGGUCAUGGAAAAGGCUCUGGAAUUGAAACGUGCCCUGAAUCAACAAACCAAAUCGAAGAAUUCGUGGUUGUUAUCCCUUCAAGUGAAAUGCGGCGAAAGUACUUUGAAUUUAUUGAAACGGUUGCAUCCCUCGUUGAACACAUCUUUAACAGAAUCAGAAUUAUGUGAGAUUUUGCAAGUGAACUCGGUAAAUCUUCAAAGUUUGACUACC
This is a messenger RNA of Glossina fuscipes, 2908 nucleotides long. It is a transcript of the gene IleRS-m, whose product is annotated as isoleucine--tRNA ligase, mitochondrial. The record is from RefSeq and is a predicted model, not a curated record. The annotation marks the transcript as partial. Gene Ontology annotation, cellular component: cytosol. Gene Ontology annotation, biological process: isoleucyl-tRNA aminoacylation. The transcript is spliced from 13 exons. NCBI's taxonomy places the organism in Eukaryota, Metazoa, Arthropoda, Insecta, Diptera, Glossinidae. Gene Ontology annotation, molecular function: ATP binding; isoleucine-tRNA ligase activity; aminoacyl-tRNA deacylase activity.